CUUGUAGUAACGACCCGCACAUGAUUGGCUCCUCACCCCGCUACCUAGGAUUCCACUGCAACACCUAUUAUAAUUCACCUACAACACAACGUACAAAGCCAACUCACUUCAUUCCAUAAUUCAAUCACUGUUUCCGUUUCGCUCCGUCUACUCGAUACCCCACUCUUCAAGUCCUAUCCACCCCGCUAAAACCCCACCACUCUUCUAAUCCGCCAUCUCCCCCGAGCUCCGCAUUCCUCCGCCACGCGCAACCCGACAGCAAUGGCAUCGUCCGCCUCAAAACGUCUGUUCAAAGAAUAUAGAGGCUUGUCCUCGGAUCCCCCAGAAGGCAUCACAGCGGGCCCCAUAAGCGAGGAUGAUAUGUUUCUGUGGGAAGCGCUGAUCCAGGGUCCCGAAGGCACGCCCUUCGAGGGUGGUGUUUUCCCCGCUGAGCUCAAAUUCCCCAAAGAUUACCCUCUCGCACCGCCGAAGAUGAAGUUUCUGGUCGAUGUGUGGCAUCCGAAUGUUUAUACCAACGGCGAAGUUUGCAUAUCGAUUUUACAUCCUCCCGGCGACGAUCCACAUCACUAUGAGCAAGCAUCUGAGCGCUGGUCGCCGAUUCAGAGCGUGGAGAAGAUAUUGAUCAGCGUAAUGAGCAUGCUAGCCGAGCCGAACGACGAGAGCCCGGCCAAUGUUGACGCAGCGCGCAUGUGGAGGGAGAAAAGAGGGACAUAUGAGGAAAUUGUCAGGACGAACGUACGGAAGAGCUUGGGGCUAUGA
Molecule: messenger RNA, 759 nt
Organism: Periconia digitata
Lineage: Eukaryota; Fungi; Ascomycota; Dothideomycetes; Pleosporales; Periconiaceae
Source: the annotation of a GenBank genome assembly